UAGAAAAAGCCUCAGUAGGCAUACAAAAGAAUCAAUAUAUUAGCAAUUGAUGUGAACUGAAUGAACAGCAACAAUUUAAAGUUCAAAAUCCAUCAUUCAUUAUUCCACAUACAUUAGGCUACCUCCAAUUUUUGAACUAUACCAAAUUCUCUCUCUCAAAACAACACACUCAAUAAUCUCUCAGUUUGUCAUUAAAUCUAACCGAGUUAACAACUGUUUUUCUAUAGUUCGUGUUUAAAACAACAAAAAAAGUUUCUUAAAAAUAUAAAAGAAUUAAAAAAAGAAAAGAAGAAAUCAAAAAGUGUAAUGAAUUAAUCGUGUUAGUGCUAUGAACAAUGUUAUUAUGGCCAAUAAAAAAGAUAUGCUAGGGCCAAUAUUAUUUCAAAAUAAAAGAAAAUGUGAAAUAUCGAUUAGAAAAUUCUAUGAAUCAUUAUUGCUAAUAAUUUGUGUUGUAACAAUACUAAAUAAAGGAUUUCCAUUCAAUUCUGUUGACGCCCUUGAACAUCAUCUUGAUUCAACAGACUUUAAUAAGCACACUGUAAUAGAACCGAAAAUUUUACAUGCAAGACAUAAGCGAGCUAUAGCAGGAACACUAGAAGAGGACGGUACUCAUGCCACCCACAUUCAUCUCAUAUAUGAACACAAUAACAAAGAUGUGAUAUUAGAUUUACAUUUGAACGAUAAUUUAAUACCAAUAGAGCAUUAUAUUAGCUAUCAACUCCCGAAUGGUGAUAAGACGAUAAAAAACUUUACAAAGACUGAUAUCGAUCUGUGUAAUUACCAAGGCAAAAUACGUCACAAGCCAGAAUCAUCUGUCGCUUUAUCGACGUGCAAUGGAAUCCGAGGUGUCGUUUUUGACGGUAGAGAUACUUACUACAUUGAGAAUGAACCGAAUGGACCAGAUCGUAAACAUUUUCUCAUAAGACAUUCUGAUUUAAAGCAUGAGCACAAGUGUGGAUACGAAGGGGGCAUUAAUAGUACGCACGAUAUUGAGUUAAGUCACAUGACGGAAUUUAAUCGAAUAAUGCGAUACAAGCGGGCUGCUCCUAGUAACAACAUAAUUCGCGGUCCCUACAAUGCUAAUAGACGUUCAAAUUACGUUGAACUGGUGCUUGUCGUUGACAAUAAAGUGUUCACAUCAUUAGACAGUGAUAUAACAAAAGUUCAUCAGCAUUGUAAAGACAUAGCGAACAUCAUAAAUGCAUUAUAUGUUCCAUUGAAUAUAUUUAUUGCUUUAUUGGGUGUUGUUAUAUGGACGGAUAAGAAUCAAGCAUCAUUGUCGAGCGAUGGUGAUAAAACACUCAGAAAUUUUCUAAAUUAUCGAAAAGAAAUCCUCAUAAGAGAACAUCCAAAUGAUAAUGCACAGCUAUUGACUGGCGAAGUAUUUGAAGGCGGUGUCGUUGGGAAAGCAUUAAAGGGACCGAUUUGCACAUACGAAUUCUCUGGUGGUGUCUCAAUGGAUCAUAGUAAAGUCAUAGCUAUUGUCGCUACAACAAUAGCACACGAAAUGGGACAUAAUUUCGGUAUGGAGCAUGACACUGAUGAAUGUAAAUGCCCUGAUGAACGAUGCAUUAUGUCUUCGUCAUCAUCGUCUGUAGCUCCAACACAUUGGUCAUCAUGCUCGAUUGAUCAAUUGAAUCUUGCCUUCCAUCAUGGCAUGAACUAUUGCCUUAAAAAUAAACCUGCAAAACUUUUUGAAUCUCCAAUUUGUGGGAAUGGUUUUGUGGAGGCUGACGAGCAAUGUGAUUGUGGAUUGCCACAGUACUGCAAUAAUUCUUGCUGUAAUCCGUAUACAUGCAAAUUGUAUCCAAAUGCAACAUGUGCCACCGGAAGUUGUUGCGACUUGGCUACAUGCUCACCAAGAAAUGCGGGUAUACUUUGCCGUGAAACAUCAGGUGAAUGUGACUUGCCAGAGUAUUGUAAUGGUGAUUCAGAAUAUUGUCCAAAUGAUGUCUUUAAACGAGAUACGGAAGAUUGUAAUGAUGGAGAGUCUUAUUGUUAUCAAGGGUCAUGUCGUUCGCAUACUGAUCAGUGUAAAAUAUUAUGGGGUCCGUCUGGUGCAUCAUCAGAACAAUGUUAUGAAAAGAAUAUUAAUGGCAGCAGACAUGGAAAUUGCGGAUAUGAUAAGUUCAAGAAAGAAUAUCUCACAUGUCAGCCUCAAGAUGCAAAGUGUGGGAUGUUACAAUGCCGUCAUUUAAACGAACGUUUGGAAUUUGGAAUGGAAUCUGUAGCUGUUUUAUCACACUCGUUUAUAAAUCAUCGUGGGAGUAUUGUGCCGUGUCGUACCGUAGUAAUUGAUCUUGGAUUACAGUUUGUUGAUCCUGGUUUAACGCCGGAUGGUGCAAAAUGUGCUGACAAUAAAAUGUGUGUAAGUCAAAAGUGCCUUUCAAUUGAUAGUCUCAGGUCAGACGGAAGAGUUUUGGAAUGUCCCAAUUGUAAUGGAAAUGGAAUCUGCAAUUCAAAAGGUCAUUGUCAUUGUAAUGAUGGAUAUGAACCGCCAUUUUGUGAUGGACCAGGAGUUGGUGGUUCUAUUGACAGUGGUCCUGCUAGUGAUCCUGAUAGCGGAAGAUUCUUUACAAAGCUUAUGUAUAUUUUCUUCAUCGGAGUUAUACCUUGCUGCUCACUAUUCGCUUUGUUCAUCUAUUAUUGGCGGCAGAACAAUUUCCAGCUACUACGAAAAUCCCCAAAUUUGCCAAAACCGAAUAUCAAGCAUCACAUUGCGAAAGGUUCUGGAUCUCCACAAACUCCAACAUUCACUUCAUCCUCAACUAAUUCUCCUGAAGAUAUAAAUUCCUCGCUUUUACGUCCGACAUCGGAUGUUGAAAAUAACUUUUUGUUUGGAAAGUUUAAAGGAUUUACAUUGAAGCCGUUGCCUGAUAAGACAAAUGCUAGUAAUUCCCCAAAAGUUGCGUAUGUUCAGCCUGUAUCUAAAUCAGUUAAUGACGAUGAUUUACACAUCGUACCGUCGAGAGAAGCCCCGCCACCUCCAAUACCGAAACAUCAAGGUGUCAAUUCUCAAAUCGAUAAAUUUAAUAAUCUUGCUGCACCUCCAGCACUGCCACCUUUAAAUAAAGGAUCAACAGCUCGACCACUUAUUUCAAAUCCAGUUCUUGAGACAUCGACAAGUAAUGCAAAAGAAUUACCAUUAAAUGUUAAGCAACAAUCAAAUAGCCUUCGAUCGGCUCCAUCGCCACCACUAUCAACUGUUCAAAGUUACGAUUCACUUGUGCCUGAUGUUCUUAUAAAUCCAAUUGCAACUGUUGAGCCAAAGAAACCAAAAGAUGGGACAUUAAGUAGGAUACAAUCAUUCUUAAAGAAAGAUAAGCAGCCUGAAAAGGUUCAGAAACAGCUACAAAAGAUUGAUAAAGAUAAAUUAAAGGAUAUCCAGAUAUCCUCACCUAUCAUGAUCACUCAAGUUCCUUUAAAAGAUGCUGACGAUGUGUCCACAGCUGAACGUAAAGCUAAUCUUAAUCGUGCACAGUCAAUGCGUGAUCCACCAUCACCACCAAUCCAAAAACCUUCAUUACAGUCAUUCGGUUCAAUGAGAAAUCCACGACCGAAAAGUAUUGUCGAUCGACCAACAUUGCCACCUCCUCCAAGACCUGUUCAAGCUAGUACGACUAGCGUUGAAAAGCCAAAUAAUGUCUACGAUGAGACUAGAGAAGCUGGAACUCCUGAUAAUAUAUAUGCAGUCAUUGAGGAAUCACCAAUGUCACCACCAAAACAGCAAGGAUCUAUUGAGAGUAUGGGACUGCUUGGAGAAAUUGUGAAUGAGAUUGAAAGCAGGAAGUUUGAUGCGAUUUAUAUAGCAUCAACACUUAAGAAGAGUCCAGAUGAUUCUCUAUAUGCGAAUGUAAAGACACCGGUUGAAGAUGACUAUCAGCCUGAAUCAAAUGCAAGUACGACAUCGAGUGGUUACAUGAAACCAAUUACGGCACCUGUUGCUCGAAUUCCACCAUCACAAUCAUUAAAUAAAAUGCCUUCAACUACGAGUAGUAAUAGCUUAAGUAGCUUUAAGUCAGCUAAAAGUUCAUCUGGUCCUACAUCCGACAAAAGUAUCACCAGUCCUCAAGAUUCUGUGACAAGUCCUACACAACCCAAAGUAGAUACUAAAAUGAAAAAGUCAUCAAGUGAUUUAGCUAAGAAAACAGCACAAGAUAGUGAAUAUAAGACACCUACAUCCAAUAAACCAAUAACUGAGGACACGAAACGUCCAAUUCUUAAGAAAACAGCAACUCCUCCAUCAAUUACGUUACCGAAGAAAACAAUAAGUUCUAGUAUUAGAAAACGAAGUCCAAGUCCAAAAGGAACUACAGCAGCAUCUAGUUUAUCAAAAAAUCCAUCCAAACCUAAAACAUUUAGCAAACCGGCAGUCACGAGUAGCACAAAAUCAACAACAUCAGCUUCAACCGCAAAAACACCAUCGAGCUUAAGCAAUGGCAGCAUAAAAACACUGUCUUCAGCAUCAACAAAUAAAACGCUUAGUGCAGCAGCAAAUAAGAAAUCAAAUGUAGCAGCUUUACAGCAAAAGUUUGAAAGUGCAAAUAAUCCAAAAUGAGAUAGGAAUAAUAAUGAAGGUCGAGUUAAUUAGUGGAAUUAAUGUGUGCUCAAAAAGUCUAGAGUUGGAAAUGUUUAAGUGAUGAGGAAUGUUAAGGUUUUAAAUUGUAAGGUCGGUGAUUUGAAGAAAAGUUGAUAAGACUAGUCGAUCAAUGCCCUAAAUUACACUUUAAACAUGAUUUGUGAUAUUGCAUACAUCCCUAAUGAAAUAGAGCACAUCAACUUAUUAGGGACAGUUCCUCACUCUUGACUAUAACUAGUAAUACCGUUGGAAAAUAAAGCCUUAUUUAAAAAAGAAGAGUUUUAAUCAAAAUUCUAAAUUUUGAUACAAAUUAUGUCUUCUUUUUUUUACGUCAGGAUAGAGGAUGUUCACUUAUUAGGUAACGCUUUUAAGAGGGUGUAUAAUAAGUGAACAGCCUUAUAGAACUUUUAUUAUUUUGAAGAAAAAUUUAGAGAAAAGCCUUUAAAAAAGGAAAAAUGAAACUUCCGAUAGACAGAAAAAAUAUUAUAAAAAUAUUGUUAAAGCUUGAAAGUUGUGUAUGUUUAUGAUGGAUGUACCAAGUAGUUCUUUUUCCUCUAAUUUCUUAUGAGGGGCGUCAGUAUGAAUAUAUUUGUGGGGCACUGUGCAUUUCUGACUUAAAAUUAUCCUGAAUUUAAAUUUAAGUAGCUGAAUUAGAUGCAAAAAGGAUUUUAACGUUCAUUUUGAAUUUGAAAAUUUCGCAUCAAUCAUUUUCGCUUUAUUUUCAAACUUAAAAUGUUCUGUUAAAUGAUGCGAACAAUUUAGAUUAAAAAAAUGAUUUUAACGUUCAUUUUGAAUUUGAAAAUUUCGCAUCAAUCAUUUUUGCUUUAUUUUCAAACUUAAAAUGUAAUGUUAAAUGAUGCGAAUAAUUUAGAUGUAAAAAUGAUUUUAACGUUCAUUUAGAAUUUGAAAAUUUCGCAUCAAUCAUUUUUGCUUCAUUUUCAAGCUUAAAUGAUGCGAACAAUUUAGAUGUAAAAAUGAUUUUAACGUUCAUUUUGAAUUUGAAAAUUUCGCAUCAAUCAUUUUUGCUUUAUUUUCAAACUUAAAAUGUAAUGUUAAAUGAUGCGAAUAAUUUAGAUGUAAAAAUGAUUUUAACGUUCAUUUUGAAUUUAAAAAUUUCGCAUCAAUCAUUUUCGCUUCAUUUUCAAGCUUAAAUGAUGCGAACAAUUUAGAUGUAAAAAUGAUUUUAACGUUCAUUUUGAAUUUGAAAAUUUCGCAUCAAUCAUUUUUGCUUCAUUUUCAAGCUUAAAUGACGCGAACAAUUUAGAUGUAAAAAUGAUUUUAACGUUCAUUUUGAAUUUGAAAAUUUCGCAUCAAUCAUUUUUGCUUUAUUUUCAAACUUAAAAUGUAAUGUUAAAUGAUGCGAAUAAUUUAGAUGUAAAAAUGAUUUUAACGUUCAUUUAGAAUUUGAAAAUUUCGCAUCAAUCAUUUUUGCUUCAUUUUCAAGCUUAAAUGAUGCAAAAAAUUUAGAUGUAAAAAUGAUUUUAACGUUCAUUUAGAAUUUAAAAAUUUCGCAUCAAUUAUUUUUGCUCCAUUUUCAAGCUUAAAAUUUUCCGUUAAAUGAUGCAAAUAAUUUUGAUGCAAAAAUGAUUUUAACGUUCAUUUUGAAUUUGAAAAUUUCGCAUCAAUUAUUUUUGCUUCAUUUUCAAGCUUAAAAUUUUCCGUUAAAUGAUGCGAACAAUUUAUUUGUAAAAAUGAUUUUAACGUUCAUUUUGAAUUUCAAAAUUUCGCAUCAAUCAUUUUUGCAUCAUUUUCAAGCUUAAAAUUUUCCGUUAAAUGAUGCGAAAAAUUUAUUUAUAAAAAUGAUUUUAACGUUCAUUUUGAAUUUGAAAAUUUUGCAUCAAUCAUUUUUGCUUCAUUUUUAAGCUUAAAAUUUUCCGUUAAAUGAUGCGAACAAUUUAUUUGUAAAAAUGAUUUUAACGUUCAUUUUGAAUUUGAAAAUUUCGCAUCAAUUAUUUUUGCUUCAUUUUCAAACUUAAAAUUUUCCGUUAAUUGAUGCAAACAAUUUGAAAUUUUGAAGUUUUUGUUUGAAAAAAGAUGCGAAAAAUUCAAAUUUUAACUCAACUGUCAAAAAAUUUCAACUAUUCAAAAAUCAUUUCAACUUCAUUCUUAUUAGAUUCGCAAAAAAAUUUCAUAAUUGGACCAAUAAUAGUUCAUAUUCCAUAUAAUUCCUAAAUAUAAUAAAAACUACUCAACCCAAAAAUGAUCACACUGACGUCUUUUAUGGAAAACAUAUUUUGUAGAAAUUGUAAUAAUUGUUUCGAAAUAGACUUUAUUAAAUUAAUAAUUCAUAAGUAAUUUUAAGAAAUAUUUGUCCAGUUCUUUUGUCAAUAUGUCAAAUUGACAAAGUGCAUUAUUGUUAAGCAUUUUCUCUACACAUGCUGGUGCAUAAAUAAUUUUAAAAAAAUCAUGAAAAAGAUAUACUUAAAAUAAAAUCUAACAUUAUUGUUCUUUUUCCAAGAAAUCAACUCUUUUUCAACAUUUUUAUUUGACUGCAACUGAAAUAAAUCACUGCUUUUGUGUAUUGAUAAAUUUCUAUAUUUAAGAAUAUACGGUGGGAAGAACAAUAUGAUGAUUGAUAGUUGUUACGUUUUUUUGUAUAUAGAGAACCAAAGAUUAUUGACAAAAAAUAAACAUGUAUUAAAAGUGAUUUUAUAAUUUUUUCGAAUAAAAGUCAUUUCAUCGCUGAUGCAAUUUAA
Messenger RNA from Chironomus riparius, 7275 nucleotides. The record is from the annotation of a GenBank genome assembly. NCBI's taxonomy places the organism in Eukaryota, Metazoa, Arthropoda, Insecta, Diptera, Chironomidae.